Messenger RNA from Trichomycterus rosablanca, 3353 nucleotides. RefSeq names its product regulator of chromosome condensation (RCC1) and BTB (POZ) domain containing protein 1 (gene rcbtb1). NCBI's taxonomy places the organism in Eukaryota, Metazoa, Chordata, Actinopteri, Siluriformes, Trichomycteridae. The transcript has 12 exons. The record is from RefSeq and is a predicted model, not a curated record. Gene Ontology annotation, molecular function: protein binding. Bases 174 to 1769 code for a protein of 531 amino acids.
AUCGACUCUUCGGACUCAGUUUUAGAGGCAAUGCAAAUGAUCAGAGAGAUCUGACACAACAAAUACUGUACUUGCUCCUGUCGGUAUGAAACCAAACCGUCGGUGUCUGUAGCUACAUUUCCCUUAUAAGUAGCAGGGUUGCAUCUUUUCGUUGGAGCAUCAGUUGUGGAGCCAUGGUGGAUACUAGCAAAUGGCCUCUUUUCAGCCUUCUAAGCGCACAGGAGACUUCCUCUAUACGGAAGGCCUGCAUUUUUGGGACAUCUGCCAACGAAGCCAUCUACGUCACUCACGAUGAUGAGGUGUUUGUGUUUGGGCUGAACUGCAGUAACUGUUUGGGCACAGGGGACAGCCAGAGCACAGUUAUCCCUAAAAAAUUGGACUGUCUGAGUGGAAAGAAGGUGGUCAGUUUGAGCUAUGGCAGUGGACCACAUGUGCUUCUUGCUUCUGAGGAGGGGCACCUGUAUGCCUGGGGACACAAUGGAUACAGUCAGCUAGGUAAUGGGAGUACAAAUCAGGGGGUGUCUCCUGUGAAUGUGUCAACUAACCUGCAGAACAAGAGGGUGAUUGAGGUGGCUUGUGGAUCACAUCAUUCACUGGCCCAGACCCAUGAUGGCGAGGUGUUUGCUUGGGGUUAUAAUAACUGUGGUCAGGUGGGUUCAGGCUCCACCGCCAACCAGCCAGUACCACGUAAGGUCUCCAACUGCCUCAAUAGCAAAGCGGUAGUCAGCAUUGCUUGUGGCCAGACCUCCUCCAUGGCAGUGACAGAAAACGGUGAGGUGUAUGGUUGGGGCUAUAAUGGUAAUGGACAGCUUGGGUUGGGGAAUAAUGGUAAUCAGCUGACACCAUGCCGUCUACAGGGACUUCAGGGUGUCUGCAUUCUACAGAUUGCCUGUGGUUACGCCCACUCGCUGGCACUAACAGACGAAGGGCUUUUAUAUGCCUGGGGAGCCAACACAUAUGGUCAGCUCGGUAUAGGCAACAAGAGCAAUCAGCUCAGUCCUGUUCAGGUCAUGGCUGAAAAAGAGAGGAUUGUAGAAAUAGCAUCGUGCCACUCCACACACACCUCGGCAGGAAAGACUCAGAGUGGCCGGGUUUACAUGUGGGGUCAGUGCAGAGGUCAGGCCAUUGUUUUGCCCCACCACACACACCUCAGCAGCACUGAUGAUGUGUUUGCCUGCUUUUCCACCCCUGCAGUCAUGUGGAGGCUGCUGUCCACAGAGCAUGAUGACUUCUUAACUGUGGCCCAGGCUCUGAAGAAAGAGUUUGACAGUCCCGAGACCUCAGACCUCAAGUUUAGCGUAGACGGAAGAUUUAUUCAUGUCCAUAAAGCAGUUCUUAAAAUCAGAUGUGAACACUUUCGCUCCAUGUUCCAAUCUCACUGGAAUGAAGAUAUAAAAGAGGUGGUUGAAAUUGAUCAGUUCUCCUACCCUGUCUACCGUUCUUUUCUCGAGUUCCUCUACACAGACACUGUAGAUCUUCCUCCAGAGGAUGCCAUUGGACUGCUGGAUUUGGCGACCUCAUACUGUGAGAACAGGCUGAAGCGGCUGUGUCAGCACAUUAUAAAGAGGGGCAUUACUGUAGAGAACGCCUUCUCCCUGCUCGCUGCUGCUGUCAGAUAUGAUGCUGAGGACCUUGAGGAGUUCUGUUUCAAGUUUUGUGUAAACCACCUGACUGAGGUGACUCAGACUGCAGCAUUCUGGCAGAUUGAUGGGAACAUGCUGAAGGAGUUUAUCUGCAGAGCCAGCCGCUGCGGAGCCUUCAAAAACUGAGUUCUGUUAUAUAAGCUUAUCUGUUACUGCAAACAGUCAUUCAAACCACUAGAGAGCACUGUUACUAACUUUUGGUGACUCCCUGGAAGUAGAGCACCAAAAGGGCUUUUUUCCUCACCAGUUUCACUGCAAAUAUAAAUUUACGUCACUGACAAAUUGUUUACAUCUAGUUGAGGAGGGCAUGCUGUCAGUUCAACAGGCUUUUUUAUGUAUGAGAUUGUGGAUCUGUAGGUGUUCAGUAUGUUCCUAGAUUUACUAAGCACUUGGAAAACCUAAACACCACUACACUAAAUUUAAACACCAAUACAUGUACCUUUAUUAGUGACAGAUUUUAACCUAGCUCAUACUUUACCAUUGUUACCAUCUGGUCUUUAGCCUUGAAUAACUCCAUGAAUGAUAUUGACAGUAAGUGUAGAGACUAUAGAAUUAUACUAAUAUAGUCACACUUACUGUUGGCCUUGUUUGCACUGUGGCUGAACCUAAAUGAUUUGUAUUUUUAUUGGUGUAGAUUUGUAAUGUAUGUAUUAUUGAAAGCACCUACACAAAGUUUUACCCCUCUUACAUCCUAACCGGCAAAACGGGGGCUGACAUUAGUGUAAUUGUUGGGCUGUAUUUGUUUCUUGAUUUGGUGCAAUGCAAUAAUCUUUUGUAUGUAUCAUUGUGCUAUAUAAUAGGAAGGUGUUGGUAUUGGAAAAUAUCAGAAAUAUGUUUGUUACAUUAAUGUUUGUGACCCCAUAAGAUUAACUUUCUUACAUUAGCUGUGUAAAAUCAGCUUUUGCUCCAGCACUGACCAAGACACUUAAUAGUAGUCUUACAUUCUGGGCAUUCCAUGCAUAUUGACAGUGCUGCUUGUGGUGUACUUCAGUAAAACAGCUUAGAUUUUUGUAUUUUGCAGUCAGAGUUUACUUACAGCAUACAGUUUACUAUUUGUGCUUGCGGCUUUAACGCAUUUCAUUGCAAAUAGUUUGUCAGAACAAAUAUAUUGACGAUGCAAUUUCUUUUGACCUCCUUGAAAGAUACGAAUUUAAGAAUUUUAAUUGGUCUUCGUUAAAGAGUGCCUCAUAUGCUGUUACUUGAUAAAAAAUAAAAUAAACACUCUGGAAAAAGCUCAAUUUCAAAUCUCAGCUGUGCUGUCUGGCUGGGUGCUCAAUAGACACAAUUGGCUGUGUCUGGGGGAUACACACAGGUCAUAGUGUGAACUCUCUGUACAGUAGUAUAGCCCUAUAUAUGAAGCCACUAUUGUAAAGAAGAGGUUGGCAACUGCACACCUGUUGGAGGAGUUGGGAACUGGAAAUGACAAGAUUAAAAGAAACAAGGAGGGGGGUACAUUAUAUACGAAAAGUAUUGAUUUGUGGGUGAGGAUGAGAGAGCGAGAAUGUCAUUGAGGUGCUUUUCAUGAAAACAGCACAUUUACUUAUUGUUACAGGUUAAAAUGUUGUGUAUAAGCUUCAUCCGAAAUUAAUUGUUUACUUUGUGUGUAAAGGCGAAUUGCUUUUGUGAAAUGUACUGUAUAUAUUGUAUAGCUUUUUUUCACUAGACGUAAUUUUGUACUUAGAAGUGCUACAAAUGUGACCAAAAUAAAUC